Molecule: messenger RNA, 1921 nt
Organism: Paramecium sonneborni
Lineage: Eukaryota; Ciliophora; Oligohymenophorea; Peniculida; Parameciidae
Source: the annotation of a GenBank genome assembly
AUCUAAUUAAAAAUGCAAUAAACAAAUUCUAACCGUCUACCAUUCAAUCCUCCUGGAAAAAAACUUGGAGUGUAUCGUUUUCAUAAUGAGAUUGGCAGAGGUAACUAUGGAGUUGUAAAUUAACUUGUCUAUUGAAUUAUAGGUUUAUUUAGCUAGUGAUGAUAAAGGAAAUAAAUAUGCUAUUAAAUCAAUAAAAAAGGAAAUCUUUAAAGAAAAUGGAGGUAUUAUUGGAGAUUUAAUCAGAAAUGAAAAAAAUGCACUUUUAUAAGUCAAAAAUAAACAUAUUGUGCGAAUAUAUGAAUAUAUAGAAUCUUUAAAUUAAGCUUAUAUGGUAUUCGAACUUUGUGAUGGUAAAUUACAUAUUUAACAAAGGUGGUAAUUUUGAAAGUUAUUUAACUUGGAAGAAAUUUUAAAUUGCUGUAUAUGAGGCUAUAUAAUAUUUCAAAUAAAUUGUAUAAGGAGUAUCUGCUCUACAUGAAAAAAGAAUUAUACAUAGGGAUUUGAAAUUAAGCAAUAUUUUAAUGAAAGAUAAUUCAGCUAUAUUAAAAAUUUCAGAUUUAGGAUUUUGUCAUAUUUUAUCUGGAGAUGUAUAUUAAAAAUAAAUAAAGUUUAGGAAACUCUAGUUAAAUUAAAUUUAGGUACAAUAGGGACUAAAGCACCAGAAAUAAUUCAAAAUAAACCGUAUGAUAGUUCAGUUGAUAUGUUUUCUGUUGGAGUAAUUUUUUAUUAGUUAUUAUGCGAUGGUCAUUAUCCCUUUCCACCAACAACUGAGGAAGAAUACUUGUAAGAAAUAUUAAAAGGACGUAAAAUAGUUUAAGAGUAUAAUAGCUGAAAAGAUAGAAUUUAUAACAUAAAAUAAAAUCAUUCCAUAAGAACUUUAAGAAUUAAUAAGAAAAAUGCUUCAUUAUAAUACAGAUCAAAGAUUAAAAUGGAGUUAAAUAUUUGAUUGUUCUAUUUUCAAACCAAGUAACAGUUUAUUAUUAAUUUAAAAGUUCUUUAGUUAGAAACUCAUUUAGGAUUCAAUUCAAGAAUAGAAGAUGUCAAAAAAUUAUAAGAUUUCUAUGUUAAAAAUUAAUAAAAAUUAAUUUCAAUGGUUUCACCUAAAUUUGCAGAUAUAACCGAUUUUAUUUUUCCAGAUAAAACUGAAACCUAAUCAUAGACUUCUAAAGGAUUCUCUUAAUAUCUAACUUCUAAUGAAAAUGAAUAGAUAAGUAAUAUUAGCUUUUAAAAUAAAGAUGAAAUCUUAUUAAUUUAAUAGGAAAGCUGUAAUAUUAAUGGACUUUUUGAAAAAUAUUUAUCCAAACAUAGAUAUCUUACUUUACAUUAAAUUAUUUAUGAUCAAAUACAUAAAGUAAGACAUUAAUAAAUUAAACAACCUUUAUUUCCUUUGUUUAUGUUAUCUAAAAAGAUUUUUGAUUUGUAGAAGGAAUUACUAAAAUUGUUGGAAGAAGGUGGAAAUAUAUUUAAUUCUCCUUAUUAUGAAAGCUUAAUUAUUACUGAUUAAUGGAAGUUAUUAGUCAAAGAAAUGUCGGAUAAUAAAAAUUGGAUUUUUUAAUAGAUAUAGCAUAAUCUAAAGACUUUUUAGUUGAAUAUCAAUCAGAAACCUGAUUAAGAAAAAUAAAAAUAUGUAGAACUUUCAUGGCUUGAAGAAGCAGAUGUUUAUUAUCCUAAAGAUAAUUUUGAUAAGAUUUAUAAAUCUUGUAUAAAUAGAUAUAUCUAAUAUUUAAUGGGAGAAAUAUUCUAAAUAGAAAUUGAUAAAAAUUAGAAGAAGGUUAUCAUAAUAUAAUUAGUAAAAUGCAUGAGAGUUAAGGAAAUAUAUGUUGAAGAUAUAAAUAUUUAUUAACUUGAAACCUUACUUUAUAAUAAAGAUCUAGAUAAAAUUUUUGAAUAAUCAUGUGCAUUUUAUGAUUAAAACAAUUGA